CGCUCUUUUUAUUUUGUUCGUUCGUCGGUUCGCUUGGUAAUAAAACGAUAAUAAAAAGAAAGAAACGGAAAGGAUGCCCGGUUCCGAGCGUGUGGCGGAGGAGGAAUGAGUAGUGCCGGGGUUUUCCCUAACCCAAAGUUUCCCUGGAGGCGGGAGGAGCGGCGGCAGCGGCACCGCGACCGUCCCGUCCGAGCCGGGCGGAGAGAGGGACCGGGGGCUGGAGCAGAGGGAAGUCGGCGCAGCAAAGCUUGCUUUGCUGGGCUGUGGAAGCAGAGGAUAUAGAAUCAUAUAGAGAUGCAUAUUGCUGUUUGAAGGUAAUUCUGGCAGGGAUUCGGUUUAGUUUCCGUCUUGCUUCCGCACCCAGAAGUGCCGGGAAGAACAAACAACGCAGAAAAUACUCUGCGAUUGUUCAGUUGAUGUUAUCUGGUGUCAGAUGUGUUGGAGUGGAAAUGUAGUGGCAGGUGUUGAAGGGAAGAAAUGAGCUGGAAUGGUCAUUUCUGUGGUGGCAGGGGCAAUGUAUCGUUCCUCUGUAUGGCGAGAGUGUUACUGGUAUUACUUGUUGUAAGAACUGACAUAUUUUAAGUGUGUUUCUUAAUGGCACCAAGGACCUCAAAGCUGUUUGUAGAACACCUUGGCUUUAAAAAUUUGGAGUUUUUACCGGCACAAAUUAAAACUUGGCUUGGCUCAUGUAAAUAAAAGCGAGUCAGGGAGAGCUCUGCUGCACUCCAGCAAGGUGAUCAUGAUUUUAUCAAGGCAGCCCUGAGGGGAACAGUGACAUACUGGGAGCACCGUGAGAGAGAGCAAAAGCUAAAUAAAAGCAAAACUUAUGCAACCGAAGUGUUGCAAUGGGAAUAAAUCAGACCUUUCAAGUUUAUUUUUCUUGGGGAUUUGGGCGAGGAGGUGGAGAUGAGCUUCUAAAAAGUGAAUAAGCACACGAGCCAGGCACAUGUGUGGCAACAGGUCUCGUUUUGCCAUGCAGAGGGUGAGCUGAGCCUGGUGAGUGCCUGAGCCAAGCUUUUCCAGUCGCAGCCGGGGCAGUGGCUGCUCCUGCAGACGAGCCUUGGAUCCGGAGCUGGUGGCCCCGAUUCCUCCCACUGCCGGGCUGGCGAGCAGCUCUCCCCAAAACACGGGGUGGAUGGUGGAAUAAACACGGUGAUUCAAAGAGGAUUUGUCAAUACUAAAAAUAAACAGGCCCGCAGAUGUGUCCUAGAGGGUCAUGUCCAGGCACCGGCAUUUUCGGGGCCAAUGAGCCGAUUUCGGCGAUUUUCCGUCUGUGUGUCCUGUCCAAGGUGCUGAAGUUCAUUUUGCUGCAAUUUCCCGGGAUUUCGGGGUUGGGCAGAAGUGCUCUUGGAGGCUUCCUGUUGUCUUAAAUCGGCGAGGGGGUUCCCCCCCGGGUGGCAUGAAGAAAAAGCAGGGAUGUGUUUUCAGACACGUAUAUUUGAUCCGUGCUCUUGGCGUGGGGAAGCAGACCAGGUGGAGACGCAGAUGGAUCCGGCAGAUCCCAUAAGCUUGUGGUGGCAGAGAAUUGGAAAGGUCAGAGCUGUGAGGCAGUGAGGAGUGAAACCCUCUUAUUCGAAUGGACCAAGAAAGUGGUGGUUUUGGAAGUGUUACUUCUGCUGGUUUGAGUGCAUUGACAUGAUGAGACUCUGUUCCAAAAAAGUUGAGGGGAGCCAAGCGUCAGGGUGGGAUGGGAAUGAUACAGCUGGAUUUGUAGUUAUGUCCAUUGGUUUUGUUAAUGUUUUUUUAAUCUGGUGUAGCCUUUUCAAGUGGCAAAUGUGGUUGACAGAGAGCUUCAGAGACAGAGGGUCCUUAAUAAAAAAUAUAAUGUCUUUUUGGGGCAAAUGUUUCAACAUGUAAGCAUGGAAGUUGUGGUAUUUUUAGACUAAUGUGCCAAAAGCUCUCAGCCUUGAGUAGUGGAGUUUAUGUAGCUUUGGUAGGGGGCAGAUCACAGUUUUGCCAGAAAUAAUCACAGAUUAAUAUUUUACUGAACUUGCUCAUGAACUGGAGUUGGAUGUUGUAACAUGGUUUUUCUCAGCUCUUGCCGCUCGCUCUGAAUCAUCCACAGAGCAGCUUUGCUCUUCUGUCUGAGGUUCUGAGGGUUUUACAAGCAUGAAGGGUCAGCUUCUAAAGCCAGAGUUCUCACACAGAAGUGGUUUGUGCUGCAAGGAGCCCUGCAGAUUUAAAGCGUGCCAGGGCUCUGUACAGUGAGGCAGAACGGAUCCUGUUUCAUGCCCUCAAUCAUUCGUCAGAGGUCACAAAGGUAUUCAGUUGCAUCAUUGGGUAUGUAGCCUAAAUACCUUGACCAUGAAGGGGGUAUGUAGACCACGAGACUUUGUGACUCUGAAUGACAGCUCAUGGGUACAGACUUUAAAACUGCAACAGAGUUGAGAGCAUUUUAUUCCUGGCUUUAACCAGAAAGUGGCCUCAGUUCUUGCUGUGAUGGACUAACACCUGUGGCAUCAGCUAGUGCCUCCCAGGACCCUUACAUGUGACAGGAGAAGCUGUUUCCACUACUAGGAGUAAAGACCAGUAAAGACAAAGCAGGAUGAAAAGAUGGCUGACUUCUUGUUACCACCGGGUACUAACAGCUUCCACCGGUUCACGCCCGAGUCCUUGGCUGCCAUCGAGAAGCGAAUUGCAGAGAAGCUCGCCAGGAAUGCCAAGCAGGAAUACAGAGAGCAGCUGGGCGAGGAAGAGAAACCUCAGCCUCAGUUUGACUUGCAAGCUUGCAAGAAGCUGCCUGAUAUCUAUGGGACUGUUUCUCCAGAGCUCAUUGGGGAGCCCUUGGAGGACAUUGACCCUUUCUACAAUGACCGUAAGACAUUUAUAGUACUGAACAAAGGGAAGACAAUCUUUCGAUUUAGUGCCACUCCUGCCUUGUAUAUACUUAGUCCUUUCCAUCCAAUCAGAAGAGCAGCAAUUAAAAUUUUGGUACAUUCAUUGUUCAGUAUGUUUAUCAUGUGCACUAUUUUAACUAAUUGUGUGUUCAUGGCACAAUCAGAGACUCCGUCAUGGAAUAAAUAUGUUGAGUACACUUUCACUGGCAUUUACACUUUUGAGUCAUUGAUAAAAAUAUUAGCAAGAGGAUUUUGCAUGACAGAAUUCACCUUCCUUCGGGAUCCAUGGAACUGGCUGGAUUUCAGUGUUAUUGUUAUGGCAUACAUAACUGAAUUUGUGGACCUGGGCAAUGUCUCAGCCUUACGAACGUUCAGAGUACUGCGGGCGCUGAAAACAAUCUCAGUCAUUUCAGGGCUGAAGACCAUUGUAGGGGCACUUAUCCAGUCUGUUAAGAAACUUGCAGACGUGAUGAUCCUGACCGUUUUCUGCUUGAGUGUCUUUGCCCUCAUAGGCCUCCAGCUCUUCAUGGGCAACCUGAGACACAAAUGUGUCAGGGAUUACACCAUGUUCAACUUCACCAAUGGCUCCUUGUACUUGGAUGGUAGGACGUGGAACAACUCAGAGGAAUUUCUUAGUGAUCCAGUGAACUAUUUCAUAAAAAACGGUACAGAAGAUGUGUUACUGUGUGGCAACAGCACUGAUGCUGGCACGUGCCCUGAGGGAUAUAUAUGUCUGAAGGCUGGGGAAAAUCCUGACCAUGGUUACACAAGCUUUGAUACUUUUGGCUGGGCCUUUCUCUCCUUGUUCCGUCUUAUGACCCAAGAUUACUGGGAGCGUCUUUACCAACAGACUCUCAGAUCUGCUGGGAAGAUCUACAUGCUUUUUUUCAUGCUGGUUAUCUUUCUGGGCUCGUUUUACCUGAUCAACCUGAUUCUGGCUGUUGUGGCCAUGGCAUAUGAGGAGCAGAACCAAGCCACUAUUGCUGAAACAGAGGAGAAGGAAAGAAAGUUUCGGGAAGCCAUGGAGAUGUUGAAGAAAGAGCAGGAGGCAUUAGCAGCUAAAGGAAUUGAUUCAAUGUCACUCAGCUCAUUGGAAAUGUCACCUAAAAGCGCAAAAGAAAGAAGAAAUAAGAGAAAGAAAAAGAAAUCUUUGGGGACAGACGAGUAUGGGGAAGACCAAAGGAAUCCCAAGUGUGACUAUGAUGAUGGUCAAAGGAGGAUGACUCUCCUUGGCAUUAGUUAUGGUCCCAGUGCAAACUUGGUGAAGCGCAGAACGAGCCACGGAAGCGUUUUCAGUUUCCGACUCCGUGGCAGAGACACUUGCUCCGAGACAGAUUUUGCCGAUGAUGAGAUCAGCAUCGCUGGGGAAAAUGAAAGCCACCGGGGCUCUCUCUUAAUUCCAAGAUCUGGGAGGCGUCCAAGUGUGCAAAGUCAAGUGAGCCAUAGUUCUCACCCUACCACUCCCAACUACACCCAGACGGGCAAAAGGAACAGCUCAGUGGAUUGCAAUGGUGUGGUUUCCCUGAUAGGAGGAGGCACCGGGGCACUCCACCCAGACCCUACUUCUCCUGCAGGGUUACUGCUCCCCCCAGUUAUUAUGGAAAAGCCUGGGACAGGCGACCUGACCUCCCCCUCGGACGAGGCAAGCAAGAAACAGCUUUUAAUGCCCCACCGGCCCUCCGUGGACCACUCAGAUGAGCCCUUUCAGAGGCAGAGGGCAGUGAGUGCUGUCAGCAUCAUCACCAGUGCCCUGGAAGAGCUUGAGGAAUCACACCAGAAAUGUCCUCCCUGCUGGAACCACUUUGCUGUUAAAUUCCUCAUUUGGGAUUGCUGCCCACUUUGGCUUUUAAUCAAGAAAUUUGUCAAGUUUGUGGUAAUGGACCCGUUCACCGACCUCACCAUCACCCUGUGCAUUGUGCUGAACACGCUCUUCAUGGCCCUGGAGCAUUACAAGAUGACCAAGGAGUUUGAGCACAUGCUGUACAUAGGCAAUUUGGUCUUCACUGGGAUUUUUACAGCAGAAAUGAUCUUCAAAGUAAUUGCCCUUGACCCCUACUACUAUUUCCAACAGGGCUGGAAUAUUUUUGACAGCAUAAUUGUUAUUCUAAGCCUGAUGGAACUGGGUUUGUCCAGCAUGGGAAACCUGUCUGUUUUACGCUCCUUUCGACUGCUGCGAGUCUUCAAGUUGGCAAAGUCCUGGCCGACCUUAAACACGCUCAUUAAAAUCAUUGGUAACUCAGUGGGUGCCCUCGGUAACCUCACUCUCGUGCUGGCCAUCAUCGUCUUCAUUUUUGCCGUGGUAGGAAUGCAGCUUUUUGGGAAAAGCUACUUGGACAACGUGAAGAAGAUAAGCACCACUGGCAAUCUGCCACGGUGGCACAUGAACGACUUCUUCCACUCGUUCCUCAUCAUCUUCCGAAUUUUGUGUGGAGAGUGGAUCGAGACCAUGUGGGACUGCAUGGAAGUAGCUGGGCAGCCACUGUGCCUUCUGGUCUUCUUGUUGGUCAUGGUGAUAGGAAACCUGGUGGUGCUCAACCUGUUCCUUGCCUUGCUGCUGAGCUCCUUCAGCGCCGACAACCUCUCGGCCCCGGACGAGGACGGCGAGAUGAACAACCUGCAGCUCGCCUUCGCCCGCAUCAACAGGGGCCUGCAGUACGCCAAAAAAGCCGCCUGGAACUUCUGCUGCCACGUCCUCCGGCACCCCAAGACCACAGCUGAGAAGAAGGCCAUGAUGAAACUCGCUGCCCAGAACCCAGGAGCCCUCAACAACUGCGUGAACAGCCACGCCACCGCCGAGCUCGGCAAAGACAUGGAGAACCACAAGGAGAAUCGUGCUGAGGAUGGGGUCAAUAAGAGUGGAGAGAAACACCCAGCAAUUACAGAUGAUGAUUUUAUGACCAAUCCUGACCUGUCCAUUUGUGUUCCUAUUGCUGUGGGUGAGUCGGAUAUUGAGGAGGAGGAUGAGGAGCAGAGCACCUUUACGGAAAUGGAGCAGCAGGAAAAGCAGCUGCAGCUGAGGGGGCAGCGAUGCCAAAGCCCAGGCGUCCGGAGUCAGAGCUCUGAGAUUUAUGAAGAGUUAAGUGAGUUGCACGUGGAUAAGCAGUUGAAGGCUGAGCCACCACCUCCAGUAGGGCAAAAAGAGCUUGAUGAAAUCAGUCUUUCUGAAGGCAGCACAGUGGAUUUGACAAAUCCUGCAGAACUGCUGGAGCAGAUCCCCGAGUUUGCUGAGGAGCUGAUGGAGCCUGAAGAUUGCUUCCCUGAAGUCUGUGUGAGAUUCUUCCCAUGCUGUUCAGUGGACAUCACAAAAUUUCCAGGCAAAAUUUGGUGGAGGCUGCGAAAGACCUGCUACAGAAUCGUGGAGCACAACUGGUUUGAAACAUUCAUCAUCUUCAUGAUCCUGCUGAGCAGUGGAGCCCUGGCCUUUGAAGAUAUUUACCUUGAAGAUCGAAAAAACAUAAAAACCAUGCUGGAAUAUGCUGACAAAGUAUUCACUUACAUCUUUGUUCUGGAGAUGCUCCUCAAGUGGGUGGCUUAUGGCUUCAAGAAGUAUUUCACCAACACCUGGUGCUGGCUGGACUUCCUCAUUGUGGAUGUCUCUUUAAUCAGCCUGGUUGCCAACACUCUUGGAUACUCCGAGAUGGGACCCAUCAAAUCCCUCCGGACCCUCCGUGCCCUGCGGCCACUGAGAGCCUUGUCACGGUUUGAGGGGAUGAGGGUGGUGGUCAAUGCCCUUGUGGGAGCCAUCCCCUCCAUCAUGAAUGUUCUGCUCGUCUGCCUCAUCUUCUGGCUCAUCUUCAGCAUCAUGGGAGUGAACCUCUUUGCUGGGAAGUUUGGGAAGUGCAUUAAUAAGACAGAAGGAGAUAUGCCUUUGGACUCUAAAAUUAUUAACAACAUGAGUGACUGCAUACUUUACAACGUGUCAGGCACGUUUUACUGGACAAAGGUUAAAGUUAACUUCGAUAAUGUUGGUGCUGGGUACCUGGCUCUGCUGCAAGUGGCCACAUUUAAAGGCUGGAUGGAUAUUAUGUAUGCAGCAGUGGAUUCAAGAGAGUGCGAGGAGCAGCCUGAAUGGGAAUGUAAUUUAUACAUGUACCUUUACUUUGUGAUUUUCAUCAUCUUCGGGUCUUUCUUCACAUUGAACCUCUUCAUUGGUGUCAUCAUUGACAAUUUUAACCAACAAAAGAAAAAGUUAGGUGGCCAGGACAUCUUCAUGACAGAAGAACAGAAAAAAUAUUACAAUGCAAUGAAAAAGCUGGGAUCUAAGAAACCUCAAAAGCCAAUCCCAAGGCCACUGAACAAAUACCAAGGUUUUAUUUUCGAUGUCGUCUCAAAACAAGCCUUCGAUGUCUCCAUCAUGAUUCUCAUCUGCCUUAACAUGGUUACCAUGAUGGUGGAAACAGAUGACCAAAGUCAAGAAAAAGUGAACAUCCUCCACAAGAUCAAUAUGCUUUUUGUUGCCAUCUUCACUGGGGAGUGCAUCUUCAAAAUGCUGGCUCUGCGACACUACUACUUCACCAACGGCUGGAACAUUUUUGACUUUGUGGUUGUGAUUCUGUCCAUCGUAGGCACCGUACUUUCUGACAUCAUCCAGAAAUAUUUCUUCUCCCCCACACUCUUCAGAGUCAUUCGUUUGGCUCGGAUUGGCCGGAUCCUGAGACUCAUCCGGGGAGCCAAAGGAAUUCGAACUCUCCUGUUUGCCUUAAUGAUGUCCCUUCCCGCUCUGUUCAACAUUGGCCUCUUGCUGUUUCUGGUCAUGUUCAUUUAUGCCAUUUUUGGCAUGGCUAACUUUGCCUAUGUGAAGAAGGAGUAUGGGAUUGAUGACAUGUUCAACUUCCAAACCUUUGCUAACAGCAUGCUCUGUCUCUUCCAAAUCACCACGUCAGCUGGCUGGGAUGGUCUCCUCAACCCCAUUUUAAACACUGGACCACCAUAUUGCGACCCAAACCUUCCCAAUGCAAAUGGCUCAAAGGGAGACUGCGGGAGCCCUGCCGUAGGGAUUUUAUUCUUUGUCACAUAUAUCAUUAUAUCAUUUCUCAUUGUUGUAAACAUGUAUAUAGCCAUUAUUUUAGAGAACUUCAGUGUAGCCACUGAGGAAAGUACAGAGCCUCUAAGCGAGGAUGAUUUUGAUAUGUUCUAUGAAAUCUGGGAGAAGUUUGACCCCGAAGCCACUCAGUUUAUUGAGUAUUCUGCACUUUCAGACUUUGCAGACGCGCUGUCAGAACCUUUGCGCAUAGCGAAACCAAACAAAAUCAAACUCAUAGCGAUGGACCUGCCCAUGGUCAGCGGGGACAGGAUCCAUUGCUUGGAUAUUUUGUUUGCUUUUACAAAAAGGGUGCUAGGAGAAUCCGGGGAGAUGGAUGCCCUUAAAAUACAGAUGGAAGAGAAGUUCAUGGCAGCCAAUCCCUCCAAGAUCUCCUACGAGCCGAUUACAACGACGCUCAGGCGGAAACAAGAGGAGGUCUCCGCCAUCGUCAUCCAGAGGGCCUACAGGAGACAUUUGUUCCGGCGCUCCAUGAAGCAGGCAUCCUACUUGUACCGGCACAGAACUUUGGAGAGCAGCAUCCUGGAGGACGAUGCGCCCGAGAAGGAGGGUCUCAUUGCGUUCAUGAUGAAUGAAAACUACGGCAGGCCCAUAGACAAAUCAGAAACUCUGUCCUCCACCUCUUUCCCUCCCUCCUACGACAGCGUCACCAGAGGCACGAGUGAAAACCUCCAGCUGAAGAUAACGGACAUGAGCAAAAGCGAUGAGGCUAUAGAUUGUCUUCUCUCACCCGACAAGGAUAAAGAAUCAAUUGUUUAAAUGUUUGUUUAGAAUGCUUUAAAACAUUGUUUACAGAAUGUAAUGCUGUAACUACACAACGAUUGAAGCAGCCUUCUUAUUAAAAAUUAGUUGCAAAAGAAACAGUGAAGUUUUUACCCUUAACUACAGGAGUCUAAUAAGUCAUAUAACAUUUGACCCUGCUCUUUUUGACUUGGCUCAAUAUUUAUAUUUAUAUAUGCACAGGAAGAUUCUCUGCAGGGUCAUAGCUGUUAUAUCAGUGGUGUGAAUAAGAAUAGGCUAGACUGUAAAACAGUAAACACAGUGUAUAUCUAUCCACAGAUAAAGCCUGGCUGUAUACAUUCAUUUAAGGUCUUACUCAUAUUAGUGUGUUUACUUAUGGCGAUGUAUGACCUUGCAUUCUAAAAAGAAAAAAAAAAAAUCACAGCUGCUGUAGCAAAAUGUAACACUUACUGUAUAUGUUGUGAAUGGUCUUUCAUAAAUUUAUUAUAUUUGAUAUUUUUUUACUUAAAAAAAAAGAAGUCUCUUUUUCCAUGGAGAUUAAUGAUCCUUACACUCUUCAUGAUGAACUCUGAGUCAAGGUAAUAGAAACUUGCAGGAUCCCCAUCACUUGAAGAGGAAAGUUGUUGAUAAUUAAAGUAUCAAAUUAGCAACAUUUAAACUGUUGAUUACACCAAGCCCUCCCUCUUGGGACUUGCAACUGCACAUCAGCAGAAACACACACACACACACAAAAAAAAAAAACCAAAAAAAAAAAACCAACAACAAAAAACAGAGAAGCAAAUGAUGUCAAAAUAGUGAGAGAAAUGGCUUGUUCUAUCCUUCAGGAAACUAGACAAUAAUGGAUUCUGUUUGUAAAACUGUUAAUAAAAGCACUAAUUUUUUAGUAUGUUUCAAGAAUCUGCUUUGAAAUCCGCAAUCAAACUCGCCAUAGAAGUAGCGCAUCACGUUUGUGUGUAGUGAUCCAAAGCACCAUCUAGGCUGGCAAAGUUUCUGUUAAGGUAGUGGGAUAGGUUACAUUUUCCCCAGGAACACUGAGCUAAACAGCCUUAUUUGGAGCUCGGUGCAUCAAUAUUACUGAAAAAAAAUUUACAAAUACUACUAGUGGUAAUAAAUCAAUGCCAACUGGGCCGUGCAGAACAGCUGUGACAGUGUGAUCAAGAAGGUGGGAGGGGAAUUACCUCUGGAUCUGUACACAAAUUUUGAGGGUUUGAAUCCUUUUUACUCAAGGUCCAUCUUUCAUUUUCUCAGAUAGUAUGGUUAGAUUUCUGGGGAAGGACAAGAAAUACAGGAACUGAUUACAAGGAUCUACUAGAUAACAGCUAUAUCCUCAUUCCUGUAGGCAAAGGAAUAUUUACAGUUGAUGUGUCCUUCAGCUUCAGGCCAAAGAAAUGACAAUGCAGUGAAAGGUGGAUGUGUGGCUGUAGAAAAGUAUUAGAGGUUUUUACAUGCUAACAUAGAUUAUUAUUUAUUAUCUUUCAGCCUCGAUAGAAUGUGAGAAAUUAUUUAUGGAAUAUAGAGACAUGUCCAUCAUUACAGACAAGUUCUUUCUUUUUCACCUUCAGACUGAUUGUACUUGGGUUUGGUUGGACUUCAUGGAAAAUCUUGAGAUUUCUGUAAUGAGCCAUUGCACUUUAAAGGAAGAGUAAUUGUGCUUUUUCACCUUGGAGAAGCAAAGAUAUCAAGAAUGUAUUUAAGGGGUAUUGUCAUUAACAUUUAGUUACAUCCCAGGUUGUGAAGGAGUCAAAAAACCACAUGGGGUUGGCAACAAAAAUUAAAGCAACACGUUACAGUCAAGUUUAUCUAUGGCCAUUGUUAUCUGUCCUCUAAACAAGUCAGAAUAUGUACGACAAUAUGUCAAAAGGAUGACAAUGUAUCUGUGUAAAUAUGGGCUAAUAUAUUCUCUCCAUUCAUUGAGAGGUGUCUCAGGCAUUCACUUGAGAGUGGUCUAUCGGUUAAUUCAGAGGAUUUGCCAUCAGGAUUCCUGGGGUCUAUUCCUGAUUCUUACUACAUGAUUUUUAGGCAAAUAAUUUAACCUAUCUGUGCCUCAGUUUACCCAUCUGUAAAAUGGGAAUAAUAAUACUUACCUACCUCACAAGGGUGUUGUAAGACUUUCUGAUUGCAAAGUGCUAUAAGGGAAUGAACCAUACUAUAUAAGUAUUAUUAUAAUCAUGCUCUCUUGCCCUUUUAACCCCAUGUCUAUGGUGUAUAACAUAGGGCUGUUCCUCUGGGCAUUUUGUUGCCUUUAAAUCUUGUAUGUAAUUAGAUUCUAACUUAAGGGGACUACUCGUCGUUCCUUGAAGUAAAAACAUUCUUUAUUCCUUCCCCCCUCCCACUCCUCACCUCCCCCAAAAACUCAGAAUUGCUCAAGGCUUCUCAAAUUAGAGAAACUUUAUAUUCCCUGUGUAUUUAUGCUGUAAUGUUAUUCCGACUGUACAUAUCACCCAGAAAGAGUAUGCGAUUUUUAUAUUUAUAUGCAUAUAUAUAUACACACACACACAUACGUAUAUCUAUACAUAUAUAUGUAUCUUGUGAGUUUAUAGAGUGGCUGACACUCGGAGGACACGACUUACUGAUUAAAAUGUUUUCUCCUCAAUGGGAUUUAUCGAUCAUUAGCAACAAGCUGCUGCCUAUAAUGAAACUGUUUAAUUAGAAAAUAGUACAUUCAUUACUUGCUGAACAAGCAUUUAUUGGCUGACAAGUAGCAAAAUUAUUUUCCUUUCAAAGCUUUAGACUAAAAAAAAAAAAAAAAGAGGGAAAAAUGCUAAGGAAAAAGGAGCAUUUCUCAUGUGAUUUUUUUUCAUGUAUGAUGUAAACUGUCUGAAACCCAAGGAAAACGCCAGCCUGCACUCAGAAGUGAGUUGUUGGUUAUGCUGCUUUAACAAUAUUUUAAAUAUUUGCAACUUAUAUUAAAAAAGAUUCAACCACUGUUUUUAUUAAGAGUCAGGCCCAGUAAUGAACGGAAUGUAAAGAGACAAUUAGCUGAUCACUGAUUUUAUUAGAGAAGAGCUCUUCCUUUGGUCAUUUCACCCUUGAGUUGAACAUUUUAGUGUCAUUGCUGUGAGACCCUAUAGUACUGAUGCAAUUACAAAUGGUUCUUUUACCCAAAACCUCUAUUUAAAAAAAAAGAAGUAAUGCAAAAAAAAUCUGAAAGAGGGUCUUAACUCUAGAUGUUUACAGUGCAACUUUCUAAAACUGAAUUGUAAAUUACUUUCAAAAACCUUUGUAACUGGAAGGUCGGUUUUCUAUUGGGUUUUCUAUUGUUCUGUGGUGUGUUUCUUUAGAGAUGAAGAGGGAAUGGUAUCUUUGUAUGGUAUGCAGAACUCCCCUCAAAAAUGUCAAAUAAGCUCUUUGUUACUGGAGAUGCCGAUCCGAAUCGAGCCAUGAUACAACCUCCCAGUGCAGUGAUUUAGUUUAAGACACAAACUCAAUAGUUGGCCCACACUGUCUCUAAGCAUGGUGAGUGCUACCAUUUUAUUCUGUUGAUUUGUUCAAUAAAGGCUACCACAUGAAUCACUCAAGCUACAAAAAGAGCAAGGAAAAUAUCAGCCAAUAUCAUAGGACAUAUUAAGCUGUUUGUACCUGGAAAAAUUCAAGUUUAUUAUGUUUCUUUAUUAAAUAAAUAAGGAUAACAAAUA
Motacilla alba alba is the source of this 12254-nucleotide messenger RNA. RefSeq names its product sodium channel protein type 5 subunit alpha-like. The transcript is spliced from 28 exons. The coding region runs from base 2554 to 8637 and encodes 2027 amino acids. Gene Ontology annotation, biological process: neuronal action potential; membrane depolarization during action potential; sodium ion transmembrane transport. Gene Ontology annotation, cellular component: plasma membrane; axon; voltage-gated sodium channel complex. Gene Ontology annotation, molecular function: voltage-gated sodium channel activity; protein binding. The record is from RefSeq and is a predicted model, not a curated record. NCBI's taxonomy places the organism in Eukaryota, Metazoa, Chordata, Aves, Passeriformes, Motacillidae.